Babesia bigemina is the source of this 1667-nucleotide messenger RNA. RefSeq lists its product as hypothetical. NCBI's taxonomy places the organism in Eukaryota, Apicomplexa, Aconoidasida, Piroplasmida, Babesiidae. The annotation marks the transcript as partial. The transcript has a single exon. The record is from RefSeq and is a predicted model, not a curated record.
ACACUCGCGUACAUUCAUCCAAACUAGGUCCAUCUAUUCUCGAGCAAUUCGAUGAUCCAGACGAGGAGGAGACAGAGAGCGAUGUGAGCUUUAAAGUCAUCGACGUUGCGGCCGAAUCCAUAUCGCUUCCAGCCCAUCCUAACAACGUAAUAUACAAUAAAGUUGCCGAUGCACUCAACGACAUUUGCGCGAAAUCCUAUGACGUGUUGACUAGAAUUCUCGGCACGGGAGACGCUUUCACAACCUACGCCGUUGACUACUCUAACAAUUCGCUUAAAUUGUAUUAUCCCGAAUCUGGCGAGGAUUGCCUCAACAUGGUUUUAGACAUCCUUCGUCGACUGUUCCCGGCCCUUCAAUUCCUAUAUACUCAAUGUCAUUUAUCCACCAAGCACGGUGGAUGGUACGAUUGCCAGUACGGCAGAGAUGUCGGUUCUACCAAAUGGCCAUGCAAUGAGCAUACCAAAGCGUCAACCAAAGCGUCGACCAAAGAGCCGACCAAAGAGUCAACCAAAUGCUCAACCAACUCGCCCCUUCAGUCAUACCUCAGCGACUGCCUUACCGGAUGUCUUCCUCACGAUCUAUCCUCCAUUGGUUGUAGGUCUGUAUGUUCAACAUGUGCAAAAUCUAAACCUGGCAUGCCGUGCUUGACACCCCUGGGUUUCCGUGGUUUCUCUGGUAGCACUAGGACGGGCAGAGACAUAUGUGAAAUUCUGAGAAAAUUCUUCUCCAAUGCGCAUCUCUCAGCACUGAUCUGCUUGGUGCCUAAACCGCCAUCCACUUUACCUGAACAUUUCAGUUAUGCUUUGUCGCUUGUCGAGGGGUUAAAAGAUAGUGUCAGCCAUCCGCUCAGAGACGCGGUCGACUCUGCCAUUACGAAGCAGUCCAUUGAUCUAUAUCGCACCUACACGGAACUCACCGGUGCACUGCGUGAUGCCUAUGGUAGCACUCAGGAAUCCCAUUCGGAAGACAGCCACAGUAUCAAAACAGCCAAUCUAGCGAGUCUAUCGAAGAACACCCGCUGUGAUAAUAAGCUGUGUGCCCCGUACCUCCGUUCCUUGUUCAAUUAUUCAUAUCGUCAUUUACCCAAAAAGCAUAAGGACCUCUAUCUAUCGUGGGCGAUAUACCUUCCAUGGAGCUUCCACAAAUUUCUCAAAUUAUUGCUUGAAGAAUUCAAGCAAAUCUAUUGCAGGGACUGGGGAUGCCGUAGCUGCCAACAUGGCAAUAGUUGUAGACCAGGGCAUCACGGAAGCUUUGACACUCCUUGUCACUGCUCAUCAAUUGUCAGCUGCAAAGGUGUCAUGGCCACUCUGUACAGAUGUGGAUUUGUCUUCGGCGAUGCUGCUAUGUUGAAUGAGGAUGAAAAAUCUAAGACGUGUGCCCAUUUUGGCGUGCUAUUGAGCAGAGUUAUUAGCUCUGACUACUUCAAACAACUAUUCAAAACGUGCGACAAUUUCCUGUGGAAAAUUAGGGAGCCCUUCAUCUGGCUCAAUGUCGCCCUCUGGCUCCUCUCUUUGUUGUACCUCCUCCACAUCAUGGUCAUCCGCCUAGACCUCCUCCACAUCAAAUCUCACUUGCAUAGUCCCUCAUCACAUCGCAUCGCUGCUCAGUCACUACUCGCCGCCGCACGUGUUAACAAACUUAACAAAGUGUUUUACCUGCAACCAUAA